AUUUUUUCCUAUUAUGUCGACUUAUGAAUCGAAUACAUUUCAAGAUAACCUUCGACCCAUUCAACUAUCUUAUAAAUCAGUGGUUACAAACCAAUUUUUAAGAACAACUCGGAAAAAUAAAUCAAAAAAUACAGUAGCUAAGCCAACUAUGAGACGUUAUUCGACAUAUACUAUUAGACCUUCUAGUAGUAGUAUUCAUACCAGUUUACCUAUCGUGAAUAGUGCCACUACUACUUUAGCAACACCGUAUACUACUGUAGAUAACAAACUACCUAACUCUACUACUCCAAUAUGGAAUAACAAGUAUCAAUCACACUCGUUUGAAUCUACUCAUAAUUCAUUACCUUGGCUUAUCCCAGUUCUAACUGUAUUCUCUUUACUUGGAGUCAUCUUGAUAGCUAUAUGUUUCUUUUUCUUGGGACGUCGAAAGUUGAUUACAACAAGACAAGAGAAGGAUAAAAGGAAGCAACAGCAUCAUGAAAGUUGGGCAAGUGCAAGUACAAUUCAGAUAAUUGCAGAAGAUGAAAAAUCAACGAUACAACAGCUUCCUCCUACUCAUGACUACUACACAUCAAUAAUAAAACAAAAACGAUUGACUGCAGAGACUUUAGUAGAUGAAGAACAAGAAGAAUCAUGGAUGUCUAUGCUCAAAAAGCAGUACGCUCCUCAACUUGCAUUGAGCCCUGCUUUUAGUGCAGAUGAAUUUCAAAAAGAAACUUAUUAUUAUCCAUCCUUAAUAUCCCAGAAUGGUGGUUGGAUGAAUAUAUUAUCAACAACAACAACUGAUACCGAAUUAUUAAGUAGUUCUACCAAGAAUAAUAAUAAUAAUAGUAGGCCUAAAAUUGAAAUAUAUGAUCCACAAGUGAAUUUACAUAGUAAUGAAAGUGAGGAGACCCCGUUUUAAUGCUCCUCUUUUUCCCCGUACUCCUAUUUAGAAACUCAGAUGCAAGUUUUUUUUUC
Cokeromyces recurvatus is the source of this 960-nucleotide messenger RNA. RefSeq lists its product as uncharacterized. NCBI's taxonomy places the organism in Eukaryota, Fungi, Mucoromycota, Mucoromycetes, Mucorales, Mucoraceae. Bases 14 to 904 code for a protein of 296 amino acids. The transcript has a single exon. The record is from RefSeq and is a predicted model, not a curated record.